Candidozyma auris is the source of this 624-nucleotide messenger RNA. RefSeq lists its product as uncharacterized. The coding region runs from base 1 to 624 and encodes 207 amino acids. The transcript has a single exon. The record is from RefSeq and is a predicted model, not a curated record. Lineage: Eukaryota; Fungi; Ascomycota; Pichiomycetes; Serinales; Metschnikowiaceae.
AUGAUAUUCAUCCAAUUUCUAUCAUCAUUUGUGACCUUCAUUAUAUGUGUAGUGGCCACUCAAAGCACUGUUGACAUUUUUUGCAAAUCAUUGAGCUCAGGUAAUGCAGUGAGCUUGGGCCAAGUCAAGUACGAUAUCAACCUCAACUCAACUAAGUACAUUUCCUUCAACGCAGAUUUGCCUACUUAUCAAAGCAUAUGUCUAGGAACAAGAAACUUGCCAGACAGAGAAUGUUUCACUUAUCUUGAGGUCGGCGAGAACCUGCCUAAAGGAACCUUUGUCUUGUUCGUAGACGAAAGUAAAGAGGUGAUUGAUAUAGCAUUCCAUAUUGGAGGUGAGGAGUGGACUACAGAAUUGGUCGAUGUUGCUCAGACUCCCCGGCCGAACAUGAACCCAGUCGUGAAACAGGCUCCAAAAAAACAGCAGCAGCAUCAGACUGUCAAGCAAAAGGUGGUCAGGACGAAGAUUGUCGAGAUUGACGGAAAGGAAACAAAGAUUGAGGAGGAAGUUGAAGAGGAAGUAGAGGAGGAUAACAGAUCGUGGAUCCAGAAAAACUGGAUGUGGGUUGUCAUUCCGCUUGUGGUCAUGAUGGUGAUGACCCCUGAGGAGGAGAAGAAGCAGUAG